This is a messenger RNA of Effrenium voratum, 1416 nucleotides long. NCBI's taxonomy places the organism in Eukaryota, Dinophyceae, Suessiales, Symbiodiniaceae. The record is from the annotation of a GenBank genome assembly.
AUGCCGGCUGAGAGCUUCGAGGUGGAGCCGGCCCCGGCGCCGGCGCCGGCACCAAAGAAGAGCCAGAUGCUGAGGUCCAUUUGUCGUGCCUCAGUUUGUGGUCACACAGUUGGCGAUGCGAUCACCGCUGCCAAGCUGCUGGAGGAGGAGGCAGCAGAGAACGGCGAGACGUCGGCAUCAAAGAUCACCCCAUUUGAGGCUAUCGCCAACUUUGUGAUUGGCUGCAUCGGCGCUGGCAUCGUGGUGUUUCCCAAGGUCAUGGCCCAGAACGGCCUUGGCCUUGCACUGUUCCUGAUUUGUGUGGCGGCCGGGGUGUGCUUCGAGUCGGGCAGGCUGAUGGUGGCUUCCUGCGAGCUCACAGAGGCUUUGCGCAAAGAUUCCCCGGGAUCCUGCACCAACUACGAGGACUUGGCAGGGGAAGCCUUCGGUACCCUGGGCAAGACGGUGCUGGCGGUCACGAAGAACAGCUACGCCCUGGGCUCGCUCUUCGUCUAUACUGUCCUCCUCACUGAAGGCAUAGCAUCAUUCCUGGCGGACGUUGCACCCUCUUUGCACAGCGAACGUGCUGUGCGCUGGUUCUUCGUUGCUCCGGCAGUGGUCGCGCUGUCGAUGAUUACGAACUUGAAGCAGCUGGCAAGGGUAGCGCCGCUGGGCACAGCAGCGGUCUUUGGCCAGUGCUGCGCCAUUUGCGUGGGAUCCCUUUUCGCAAGCUUGCAGGAGAUGCCGGGCCGAACCCGCAGCGUUGCAAUGUUCGACAUGCUUCAGAUCGGUUCGGGCCUCUCAGUCUUCGUUUUUGGCUUCGAUGGGGUCGUGAACGUGCCCAGCAUCCGCGGGCAGAUGGCUGACCCGGACACCUUCGCGGGCGCCUUAAGGACUGGCUUCGCAGUGGUUUGUGGCUUCUGCGUGGUGGUGAUGCUCUUGGGCUAUCUGGGCUUCGGCUGCCUCGUGCGUGACAACGUCAUCAUGUCCAUCUCUUCCACUUGUUCAGGCCUGGAAUGCAUCCUCGCUCACAUUGCGAAUGGCGGCGUGAACAUCAACCUCUUGAUCAGCUUCCCCCUUAUUUGGUUUACCGUCAUCAGCUUCAUUGAGAGCGUCGCACCCGGUGACCUCGCUAAGCCGCUGCACCCGAUCAACAUGGCCUUCAGAGCUGUGACGGCAUUAAUGCUGAUUCAACUCGGCCUGCUCUUCGAGUCGCCCAAGGACGUGAUCAGCUUGGUCUCGGCAGUGUUUGGGAGCUUCUUGAGCAUUUUCUUCCCCUUGGUCUUCUUCUACCAGCUCCGGCGCUUGGCUCAGCGCCAGGGCCUCGUCGUGCCGCCGGUGCCGCCCGCGCGGCAAAUCGGCCACGGCCUGGUGGUGCUGGUGGGCUUUGUGUCGCUGAUCUUCGGCUUCCUGCAGGCGCUGAAGAAGUUCACGUGA